This is a messenger RNA of Aspergillus fischeri NRRL 181, 1107 nucleotides long. Its product is annotated as NAD(P)-dependent alcohol dehydrogenase. The transcript has 3 exons. Gene Ontology annotation, molecular function: L-iditol 2-dehydrogenase (NAD+) activity; zinc ion binding. The record is from RefSeq and is a predicted model, not a curated record. NCBI's taxonomy places the organism in Eukaryota, Fungi, Ascomycota, Eurotiomycetes, Eurotiales, Aspergillaceae. Bases 1 to 1107 code for a protein of 368 amino acids. Gene Ontology annotation, biological process: D-sorbitol catabolic process.
AUGACUGUCGCGACACCGAAUCAGGCGGUAAACCAGGCCUUUGUUUUGCAUCCCGGAGGUUCAUUUCACUAUGAGCAGCGUGCUGUACCUACCCUGGGGUCAGAUCGAGAUGUGCUUGUCCGAGUUGUAGCAACCGGCUUAUGUGGUUCAGAUGUACAUUACUGGCAGCACGGCCGUAUAGGACGAUAUAUUGUCGAAAGCCCAAUCAUCCUGGGUCACGAGUCAUCCGGCAUUGUGGUAGAAUGUGGAAGCAAAUCGGGGUUCGCUGUGGGCGAUCGUGUCGCACUGGAGCCCGGCGUCGCGUGCAAUACCUGCCGCCAUUGCCGUGCGGGCAGAUACAAUCUCUGCCGGGAGAUGCGCUUCGCCGCCACUCCUCCCUAUGACGGGACACUUGCGACUUACUAUCUCGUUCCAGCAGAGUCCUGCUAUAAACUGCCUCCACAUAUCUCGCUAAGAGAUGGUACCUUGAUUGAGCCGCUCAGUGUGGCUGUACACAGUUGUCGGCUCGCAGGAGAUAUGCAGGGAAAAGCAGUCGUCGUCUUCGGAGCAGGUCCGGUCGGCUUGCUCUGUGUGGCCGUGGCGCGUGCGUUUGGAGCGUCAACUGUGCUCGCCGUGGACGUUGUGCCCAGCAGACUCGGCUCUGCGCUGAAAUACGGGGCCACGCAUACAUACCAGAUGACACCGGACUCCCCGGAGCAGAAUGCAGAAGACAUUUUAAAUAAGGUGGAACUGGAGACAGGUGCCGAUGUUGUGCUGGAUGCCACCGGUGCGGAGCCUUGCCUGAACUGCGGUAUUCAUAUCCUCGCUUCUGGUGGAACGUUCGUCCAGGUGGGCUUGGGGAAGCCGAAUCCUUCGCUUCCGGUCGGUCAGAUCUGCGACAAGGAGAUCGUCUUCAAAGGGAGUUUUCGAUAUGGUCCUGGGGAUUACCAGACCGCAAUCGAGCUGCUCCACUCUCGUCGGAUUAGACUAGAUGGCCUUGUCACCCACGAAUUUCCGUUCACUCAGGCAGAAGACGCGUUUAAGAAUGUCGUCAGCCGAGCAGGGAUCAAGAGUGUCAUCUACGGGCCUGGUGUAGACGAACAUGUAGCGAAAGCCACAUUGACAUAG